AUGGAAGAAAAGGAAGGUAUCAAGGAUUCUUCUCUCCUUGAGAAGAGUAAUGUUCCGGAAUCAAUUAAUGAGGAUAUUUCAAAGACGACGGAUGUGGAUCUAAAUUCCGAUGGGAAAAAGGAUAAUGACACUUCUGCCAAGGAUGGUACACCUAAGGUUGAAGAAAAGGUGAACAAGUCCUCAGGAAUUGAUGAGGACGAAGUGGUGACACCCGCUGAGGAUGCAAAAGAAGAAGAGGAGGAGCAUCCCCCCUUACCUGCCAGAAGGAAGUCUGAGGAGGAGCCAUCUAAAGAGAAUCCAAUAUUGCAAGAAUUGAAGGAUGCUUUUCCCAAUUUGGAAGAAAAAUACAUUAAAGCGGUGAUCAUUGCGUCCCAGGGUGUUUUGAGCCCAGCUUUCAAUGCCUUACUAUUCCUAUCAGAUCCCGAAUCUGGUAAAGAUAUCGAGUUACCAACACAACCUGUAAGAAAGAACCCAGAGGCGCCGGCAAGAAGACGACAAACUCAAUUAGAACAAGACGAAUUAUUGGCACGGCAAUUAGAUGAGCAAUUCAACAGCUCACAUUCCCGUCGUCGUAAUCGUGAUCGCGCAACUAGAAGCAUGCAUGAACAGCGCAGAAGACGUCAUAAUCCGAACGAAAGGGAGCAACAUCACGAAGACAGUGAGGAAGAAGAUUCGUGGUCGCAAUUUGUAGAAAAGGACCUGCCAGAGCUUACGGACAGAGCCGGUCGGUCAUUACAGGACACAGCAAACAAAGUUAGUAACUGGAUAAGUGAUGCUUACCGGAGAAACUUUGCGUCAGGUAAUGAGCAAAACGACAACCAACAUGGUCACCAAGAUCAGCAAGAAUGGGAGCCAGAGAUUGUGGAUUUGUCACAAGGCGGGAAAAAUUCAAGACCCCAGCAACCUGAGAGAAGAAGAUUCAAUUCGUUUGGCGUUCAAGUCGGUGAUGACUCUUUAGAAAGCCACGGAAUCACACUACACAACGAAGAUGGAUUUGAAGAUGAUGAAGAUGUGCCACCUCAGUUACCAACGAGAACAAAAUCUGGUGAGUCGACUGGAAAAGUAGUGGCAGAGACAACCUACAUUGAUACUCCAGAUACAGAAACGAAGAAGAAAUGGCAGCCGCUACCACCGGAACCCCUGGAUACUACACCAACUAAAGUAAACGCUGUUUCUAGAAAUAAGAAAAAUCCGGAUGAGGAUGAAUUCUUAAUCAAUAGUGACGACGAGAUGUAA
Molecule: messenger RNA, 1236 nt
Organism: Saccharomyces cerevisiae S288C
Lineage: Eukaryota; Fungi; Ascomycota; Saccharomycetes; Saccharomycetales; Saccharomycetaceae
Gene: CUE5
Product: ubiquitin-binding protein CUE5
Exons: 1
Coding region: 1-1236 (411 amino acids)
Cellular component (GO): cytoplasm
Molecular function (GO): ubiquitin binding
Source: RefSeq, marked reviewed